AUGUAUGGGCAAACUACUCUCCCUGACGUGCCCGGCUACGUCUAUUUCAAGUCUGGCGACCGGGUUCAGUGUCGCAAGAUCUUGACGGGUGAUGAGGCGAAGCCAACAUUCAACGAAAUCCCGUCUAUCGAUGCUUCUCACAUCUUCUCAGAGGACUUUCAAGAACGUAAGGAGCUCGCGGAACAGAUUGGCAAUGCCGCUCGAGAUGUGGGCUUCUUCUAUCUGAUCAACCCGCCGGUCUCUGGGGCAAAGAUGGAUGCUGCCUUUGCCGCGCUGGCCAAGUUCUUUGCCCUCCCGGAGGAUGUCAAGAUGAAGUACCAUGUCAACAAUAGUCCGGCAGUCAAGGGUUUUAUUCCUGUCGACCCUGCCGACAAGAGAGCAGGUUUUGGCUCAGCUCGAGAGGCAUUUUCCAUGGGUAUCGACUACACGGACCCCGAGCAGCAUGCCAUCAAAGUCGCUUCGCCCGGCACCGUCCCUCUCAAUCAAUGGCCCGACGAGGACCUUCCUGAGUUCCGUCGAGCGAUCUACGCCUACUUCACAGAAGUCUAUGUUUUAGCAGAGAAACUGGUACAGAUAUUCUCGCUCGCUCUCGGACUCGAGGAGACAGCAUUAGACCAAUUCUUCAAAUUGCCUUUUGCCGACAUCACCAUCAAUCACUAUCCACCUCAGGCCGGCGACGACCAGUACAAACAGGUCCUGUAUCCUCACGCUGAUUAUGGUGCUUUUACACUAUUGGCUCAGAAGGAAGUCAGCGGGCUGGAAGUGUUGAACGCCAACGCAAUCUGGAUAAAGGCACCUGUCGUAGAACACGCCUUCGUCGUCAACACAGGGAGCUACUUUGAGUUGAUAUCAGGCGGCCGGUGGAAGUCGACCAUCCAUCGUGUCUGCGCAAGAGCCAACACCGACCGAACCUCGCUUCCAUUCUUCUUCUCACCAGGUCCUACUACCACCAUAUAUCCCAUGGUCCCUCUUGAAGAUGAUGACCUCAAAGGUCGACGUAGAGAAAUUGGCAGAGAGCACGUGCGAGGCAUGAUGGCUGAUCGACCGAAUCAUCCUUUUGUGAAGAAGCUCAGGGCGCUUGGGUUGGGUCCGGAAGAUUAUACCUACGACAUGAUUUCGCAACCCAUAGCGCGAUGCAUUUAG
Fonsecaea multimorphosa CBS 102226 is the source of this 1143-nucleotide messenger RNA. RefSeq lists its product as uncharacterized. Gene Ontology annotation, molecular function: dioxygenase activity. The record is from RefSeq and is a predicted model, not a curated record. Lineage: Eukaryota; Fungi; Ascomycota; Eurotiomycetes; Chaetothyriales; Herpotrichiellaceae. The transcript has 7 exons. Bases 1 to 1143 code for a protein of 380 amino acids.